Rubroshorea leprosula is the source of this 626-nucleotide messenger RNA. The record is from the annotation of a GenBank genome assembly. NCBI's taxonomy places the organism in Eukaryota, Viridiplantae, Streptophyta, Magnoliopsida, Malvales, Dipterocarpaceae.
AACGCUUGUGAGAGACUGGAAUGCUCAGUGAAGAGAUGCAAUGCUCAGUUAAGGAACUGGAAUUUAUGGUUUCAGUCCUUCUGAAUAUGGAAUGUAACCACUGGGACUGGGAGUUGUUUAUCAAGGAGUGGGAGGCAAAGAAACUGCAGGAUAGACAGCUGAACAAAUCUGAUGCACAGGGUGAACUGAAAAGGCUGACAAAGGACCUGAGUUUGGCAGCUACUUAUGAAGAUUUGUUCUGCUGCUUACCCUGCAGUUUCUUUGCCUCCCAGUCAUUGAUAAACCACUCCCAGUCCCAGUGCUUAGAUUCCAUAUUCAGGACUGAAACCAGAAAUUGCAACUCCUUAACUGAGCGUUGCAUCGCCUUCAUUGAGCAUUCCAAUCUCUCCCAAGCAUUAUUAGGUCCAGUGCUCUUUAGGGAAUUUUUCAGAGUUGGUAGAACACUCUUGCCACAAAAACUGUAGAAGUGACCAGAAAUUGUGCCAAUAGUAGCAACAACUUUAUCAAUUACUCACCUGUUACAUUAACAAUAUACACUACAUUCAUUUUAGGAACAAAAACAAUAUGAGCAUACAUUCAGCUUAAUGUAAGAAAAAGAAAUAUCUUAAUGAAAGUUAAAAACUUAA